This is a messenger RNA of Perca fluviatilis (European perch), 2897 nucleotides long. RefSeq names its product erythrocyte membrane protein band 4.1-like 3a (gene epb41l3a). Gene Ontology annotation, biological process: cortical actin cytoskeleton organization. The record is from RefSeq and is a predicted model, not a curated record. Gene Ontology annotation, cellular component: plasma membrane; cytoskeleton. The transcript has 24 exons. Bases 164 to 2716 code for a protein of 850 amino acids. Lineage: Eukaryota; Metazoa; Chordata; Actinopteri; Perciformes; Percidae. Gene Ontology annotation, molecular function: actin binding; structural molecule activity.
UCGUGCGUCGUGACGUCACCGCCCCGCCGCCGUGCGUUGUGUCGUAAAGAGAGAGAUGACGUAGUAAAAAAAAAAGCGUCAGAUACCGGGAGGAAGAGAGGCAGCGUCCUGCACGAGGAGGAGAGAGAGAGAGAGAGAGAGAGACACACACAGGUGAAUCACCAUGACGACAGAGCCAGGUACCCAGGAGGCAGAGUCUUUCCCUGAAGCCGCCGCCCACUCCACACCCAAACAGGGAGGGGGAAGCCACGCUCACAGCUCAUUGGCCGAGGACUCGUCCAGUCCGCUGUCAUCGAGCAGUCGCAUCGCUCGCUCUCCAGCCAGAAACGCCCUGAGCUUCAGGACGAUGCAAAGCCGCGUCACGCUGCUGGACGGCUCGCUGUUCACCUGCACCGUGGAGAAGCGAGCUCGUGGGUUUCAGCUGUUUAAUAAAGUCUGUGAACACGUCAACCUGCUGGAGAGAGAUUACUUCGCUCUGAGCUUCAGAGAUGCUGACAACAACAAGAACUGGUUGGAUCCAUCAAAGGAGAUGAAGAAGCAGGUCCGAGGCGUUCCCUGGAACUUCUCGUUUAACGUAAAGUUUUACCCCCCCGACCCCGCCCAGCUGUCUGAGGACAUCACCAGGUACUUCCUGUGUCUCCAGCUCAGACAGGAUGUCGUUUCUGGGCGGCUCCCCUGUUCCUUCGCGACUCACACCAUCCUCGGCUCCUACACCGUCCAAUCAGAGCUUGGAGACUACGACCCCGAUGAGUGCGGUUCAGAUUACGUCGCUGAAAUCGGUUUUGCUCCGACUCAAACUAAAGAAAUGGAGGAAAAGAUCAUGGAGCUGCACAAAACAUACAGAGGAAUGACUCCGGCCGAAGCAGAGAUGAACUUCCUCGACAAUGUGAAGAAACUUUCGAUGUACGGAGUCGAUCUUCAUCACGCAACGAUGGUAGGAAGUCGCUUUGACUGCUUGCCUACAGCUAAGUCAGAGGACUCGGAGGGCGUGGCCAUCAUGCUGGGUGUGUGCAGUAGCGGUCUGCUGGUCUACAGAGACCGACUGAGGAUUAACAGAUUCUCGUGGCCAAAGAUCCUGAAGAUCUCGUACAAAAGGAACAACUUCUACAUCAAGAUCCGCCCUGGGGAGUUUGACCAGUUUGAAUCAACAAUUGGUUUCAAGCUGCUGAACCACCGAUCAGCUAAACGACUCUGGAAAGUCUGCGUGGAGCAUCACUCCUUCUUCAGGCUGAUGUCUCCAGAGGAGACCCCGAAGAAGUUUCUGUCUCUGGGUUCAAAGUUUCGUUACAGCGGUCGGACUCAGAUUCAGAGUCGCAGGGCGAGCGCUCAGAUCUCCAGACCGGCGCCGAACUUCCCCCGAACCAUCAGCAAGAGGAACAUCUUGAGCCGCAGCCUGGACGGAGAUAUGGGUUCGGGGCUGUACGGAGCGUCUAAAGCCAUCGCUAUCAGUGACCUCAUCACCACGGUAACGCCUGAGAGGAUGGUGGACGAGAGGAGGGCUGAGCAAGUGGAGGAGGUGAAGCAAGAGGAGGAAAGGAUGGAGGAAGAUAAGGAGGAGGAGACCAGAGAGACAGAGAUUUCUCAGCAGAGUCCGCCGACUCCUCAGAAACAGGACACCAAGACAUCUAAGGAUAUGAAGGUUGCAGAUGUUCCAGAUGUUGACUUACAGACGCUGUCUUUAUGUGUUCAGACUGAGCUGACUGAUACCGUGGUGGACGGAGAGCUGACAGCCACCGAGUCUGAUCAGGAUGAAGACCUGAAGACUCAAGAGACGUUGGGGAGUCCAGAGGAGGACCAGAAGCCUCAGAGCUCCAUCAGUGCUCUCAGGCGCUCCUUCUUAGAGGAUGCCGGAGGCAGCGGAGGCAUGACGGAGUGGGACAAACGUCUCGCCUCAUCGCCACUACGACGAGUCGACGACUCGCCGAUGAUCGAACCGCUGGAACCAGACGAGGAGGGCGGGAUCACAAACAGGGCUCCUCCUCAGCCAAUCAGAGAGAAGAGCUACACCGUGGGGCGGAGCUACGACACCGCCUCUGGAAAGGUUGUCACCGUGACGACCGCAGACAACCUGCAGGUCCGCGUCAUCCCUCUGUCCACCACUGAUGAUGUCAUCACCGGGGGACCGCUGGUCACGAUCCAGGAGGUGAAGACGCCAACAUCGCCACCCGGUGCCUGGGACGUCAGCGGUGAUGUCAUCGGUGAUGUCAUCGGUGAUGUCAUCGGUGGGGGCGGAGCCUCCGUUCCUCCUAAAGUUGCUCUGGAUGAGCUGAGGCUAAGCCCCGCCCCCUCAGCGGGUCACCUGACUGGCAGGAAGUCGCCCGUCUCGCCCAGAGUGCCUAAACCCACGUUUGAUGAAAUGUCUCCCGAGCUGACUGCUCUGCUGAACUCGGCCAGAGAACAACAAACCUUCAGAGAACACAAUCUGCUGAAGACGUCGGAGACGGAGACGCUGUUCCUGUUGACGGAGCCGUGUGACCCCGGCCAGCCUCAGGAGGUUCCAGUGAUGAGGAAGACUCUCACAUACGAAGCUCCAGGGGCGGACUCUGAUCCUCCAGCAGGUUUGCUGCUCAGUUCUCAGAUCUUCACCGCAGAAACCUCCAACACCACGACCACCACCCACAUCACCAAGACAGUGAAAGGAGGAAUUUCAGAAACCAGAAUCGAGAAAAGAAUCGUGAUUUCUGGAGACACAGAAAUUGACCAUGACCAGGACUAAACCCAGAAGAACCUGCUGCAUUCUGGGAGUUGUAGUCCAGACUAAUCAGCCAACUGUUGGCAGUGUUUUCAGCAACACCCAGUGGACAAUAAAGGAACUGAAGAUCUACACACACACACACACACACAUACACACAGAUACACACACGCACAUAUACACACACACAGAUACACACACCCAC